Molecule: messenger RNA, 210 nt
Organism: Aspergillus melleus
Lineage: Eukaryota; Fungi; Ascomycota; Eurotiomycetes; Eurotiales; Aspergillaceae
Exons: 1
Coding region: 1-210 (69 amino acids)
Source: RefSeq, a predicted model, not a curated record
AUGCCGGCAAAUCUGAAAGCUCCGCAACUCGAGCAGAUUCAGCAUAAGAUCGAGAACGGGUCAUCGAAACGAGCCAAAAUCGCCUUUGUCGCCGGUUGUAGCAAGCAAGCUGUAACAUAUAUCCGUCAGAACCUGGAGGCGUUUGGCAAUGUCAGAGCCCCCCCGGAACGGCGUCGGACGCCCUCGAAGUACCACCCCAUCGAUGCUUGA